GAAAACACAUACUUCAUAGGGGUCAGUUGAAAAAAUAUGGACACCACAGACAUUUCUCUAGCCAUCAACUAGUAUUAAAAGACCUCAAACGAUUUAAACACAAGUACGGUAUAGAAAUAUUUAAACACAGCGUUAUUUCUCGUCGUUUAAAUAGACAUUUGCAUACAACAAGCCAUAAAAGAAGGAAACAUUUAAAGAUGAUUCAGAAAAGGAUUUUACGCGAACAAAUACGUCAUCAUACACAUAAGCAUGCUCAUCUGUCUGCAUUGGGACAUGGACGCCAUCAUAUAGCUAUCCACGGACACAAUUAUCAAACACACGGACAUGUGAGCAGACAGAUGAUAGAAAGUCAUUCUGAUCUUACAAUAGCUGGACAUUACUUCAAAAGGUUCCACAAACUUGGUGUUAGAUUAAUAGGACGUGGAAUUGUUUAUCAUAAAAAUUUUUAUAAACUACGAUGUACCGAAAGACGACUUUACAUUUCAAUGAAGAAAUGUAUAAGAACAUUUGGUGGAGUUGGGGCUUGCUUUCCUAGACUGUAUGGACGUGGAUUGCUAGGCAAACGACACAGAUAUAAAAGAUAUGGUCGCGGGUUUGGUCUAGGUGUAAAAUUUGUAAGAAAAGGAAUUGUCUAUGAAAACUAUUAUCUUAAGUAUCAUGUUGUGAGAAAGACUUUCAUUAAGUAUAUGACGGUAUGUGUGAACAGUAAAGGAAGGACUAGCAAAUGUAUAGAUAAAUUACAGGGCAAAGGACUUCUUGGAUCUGCACAUUCAUUUGAAGUACACCAAACAAUCAGUCAUAAUUCUGCAACAAAACAUCAGUUUGUGCAUCAUAAUUCAGGCUUUGUACAUAUCCAUAAUAUUAAAGUAGACAAGCGGAUUUUUAGACGAUAUCGGAAACUUGGUGUUCGAUUAGUUGGACAAGGCAUUCUUUUUAAAGGAUAUUUUUACAGAAUACGUGUGGACUACACUACAGUUUAUGAGACACUCUGGUCAUGCAUGAGAAAACACGAUGGAGUUGGUGCUUGUCUUCGGAUCCUCUAUAAGAAAGCAUUGAUUGGGUCACAACACCGGUUCACAAAAUAUGGCAAAGGUUAUGGACUCGGGAUAAAGUUUGUAAGGAGAGGAAUAGUUUAUAAAGAACAUUUUUACAAGUUCCUGAAACGACGACGACGAUUCAUUCGUUAUAUGACGACUUGCAUACACAGCUAUCAUCAUACUGAUUUGUGUUUAAAUCAGCUGCAAAAACAGGAUAUUUUGAGGCAUGCUGUUACAUGGAGAGACAAACAUAUGCUUCCAAAGGUUACAUCAGAACACCUUGUUUUACACCGAAGCUCUUCCGAGUAUGGGCAUAUUCAUAAUAUUAAAGUGGACAAACGUAUAUUCCGACUCUACAGAAAACUUGGAGUUCGUCUAGUGGGACAAGGAAUUCUUUACCAUAAAUACUUUUACAAAAUCCGUGUUGAUUACAAAGUAUUUUACAAGACAAUUCGGUCAUGUAUUAGGGCAAAUGGUGGCAUACGUAACUGUCUUCCAAACCUGUACAAAAUACAAUUACUAGGUAGACGACACCGCUUCAAAAAGUUUGGCCUUGGAUAUGGCCUUGGGAUAAAAUUUGUCAGGAGAGGGAUAGUUCACAGAAAACAUUUCUACAAAUUUUUAAUACGACGAAGACGUUUCGUACGUUAUAUGACCACAUGCAUUCAUGAGUAUAAGCAUCCUGAUGUUUGUAUAACUCAAUUACAAAAACAAGGGAUACUAGGCCAUGCUUCCAUACAAAGAAAAAAACAUGGUAAUCACAGAAAAUUGAUCAAAGUAACGCACAGAAGAUUUUCUUACGACGGACAGGUUUAUCGAUUAACCUGCAGAAGAAGGCGUUUUUAUAGAAAAUGGAGCCGUUGCAUGAGGAUGUUUCAUAAUAAGGAUACGUGUUUUAGAAAACUCCAUAGUUUGUUUAUUCUGUAUUCCGAAGGACAUGAACAUCAUGAUGCAGGACAUACUUCUACAAAUAUUGUUGUUAGCCCGAUAUUUAAACGUUUCCGUAAACUAGGUGUGAGUUUAGUUGGACGUGGAAUUCUUUAUCAUAGAUAUUAUUACAAGCUUCGCUGUGAAUAUACCAAGUUUUAUACCAUUUUAAGACAGUGUGAAAGGUCUCAUGGCGGAGCCAAUGUCUGCAUAUCUCGUAUGUUUAGAAGAAAAUUAAUCGGUCGAAGACACAAAUUUAAACGAUUUGGCUAUGGAUUUGGACUUGGUGUUAAGUUUGUCCGAAAGGGAGUCGUUUAUAAACAUAGUUUCUAUAAAUUUCUCAUCAGACGACGCCUCUUCAUUCGUUACAUGACGACAUGUUAUAAUGAGUAUGGAAAUACGAAGUCAUGUAUGGCAAAGUUAGGAAAACAAGGGAUCAUUGGAGCUGCACAAUCAUACACAGAAGUAACCAAGCAGAGCAUGUCUCUCACUACUGUUUUGCAUGGAAUAAACCCCAAUGCGCACCACUUUGUUUAUAAAGGAAGUGCAUUUAAGUUAAGAUGCAGUGUAAAAAGGUUUUACAGAUUAUGGCGACAUUGCAAGCGGAAACACCACAAUGUUUUUGUCUGUUUUUCGCGGCUGCAUGGAUUGUUCAAACCUACAGAACUACAUGGUCAUGGAAAAUCUGGACAGGGUAUAAUAGGCUAUGGAGGAAUAAAGAUGGUUCAUGGCAAAAACAAUGUUGCUCAUGAGGUUAUUGGGGAUGAUGAGUAUAAAGGUACAGAUGAUACAAUUGGUCAUCAUAGACAUUCCCAUGUAAUACAUAGGCACAUUUAUGGUAGAUUGUUACCUCCGGGUGAUAUAUUAUAAUAAUAACAAACCCUAGGGACAAUAGUUCAUCGUAAUGAAGCGAGUGAUUAGUUUGGUUUUAAAAAUCUUUUAUCUUUUGUGUCAUUUGUUCUUUAAUCCUUGACAAUUCAAUUAAAACUUAAUCUAAAUUGCUAUCU
Messenger RNA from Mytilus californianus (California mussel), 2971 nucleotides. RefSeq lists its product as uncharacterized. Bases 198 to 2834 code for a protein of 878 amino acids. The record is from RefSeq and is a predicted model, not a curated record. Lineage: Eukaryota; Metazoa; Mollusca; Bivalvia; Mytilida; Mytilidae. The transcript is spliced from 17 exons.